AUGGUAAUUUGGCUGUUUUUAUUAGAGAUCUGUUUCCUCACGCCUGUCUACAGGGUGUUCCCGCACUCUUCCGUUGGUUAUCUAAAAAUCGUUUAUAAAGUUGAAGAGCAGCAUCCAAAGCCAAUCGAAUCUUCCCGCGAUGAGAAUGGCAACGUCACAGAGUAUACUCCAGUUGACAUUACACAACCAAAUCCCAAUAAUCAGGAAUUUGACUGUCUUUACUUGGAUAUGAACGGUAUCGUACAUCCAUGCUCACAUCCUGAAAACAAGCCUGCUCCUGAAACUGAGGAGGAAAUGAUGCGCGAAGUUUUCAUUUAUACCGAAAGAGUCGUUAAUAUGAUUCGUCCGCGUAAAUUACUCAUGAUGGCUAUCGAUGGUGUUGCUCCUAGAGCCAAGAUGAAUCAACAGCGUGGUCGUCGCUUUAGAUCCGCCCAGGAAGCCAAAGAGAAGGAGGAUUCUCGUCAGCAGCAUUACAGAGAAAUGGAAGCUCAAGGUCACACUUACACUGACGAACAAAAGGAUAAGCGUGCAUGGGACAGUAACGCCAUUACUCCUGGCACCCCCUUCAUGGACCUCCUCGCUCAAGCUUUAAGGUACUGGGUCGCUCGUAAAAUGAAUCAAGACGAUGGCUGGAAAAACCUUCAAGUUAUAAUCUCAGAUGCUAGCGUUCCCGGUGAAGGUGAACACAAGAUUAUGGAUUUCAUUCGUCGUCAGCGUUCACAGCCGUCUCACAACCCAAACACGGAGCAUGUCAUAUACGGUCUCGACGCUGAUCUAAUCAUGCUUGCUCUUGCUACCCACGAGCCAAAUUUCAGAGUUUUACGUGAGGACGUCUUCGCUCAGUCUGAUAAACAGCGCAAACAGAAUAAAGGUGGUAGAGGUCCACCGCAACAACCCAAUUCUGAUCAGCCAGCCGAACCAAACCCUUUCAUUUUCUUAGACGUCACUACUCUCAGAGAAUACCUCUACUUUGAACUUAAACUGCCUAAUAUGCCAUUUGGGUAUGAUUUAGAACGCGCCAUUGAUGACUGGGUGUUUAUGAUAUUCUUUGUCGGUAACGAUUUUCUUCCCCAUCUACCUUCGUUAGAGAUUAGGGAGGGAGCUAUUGAUACUUUACUCGCUAUUUGGAAACGUUGCUUGCCAUUGAUGGGAGGCUACCUCACCAAGCAUGGUGAUGUCAACCUCAAGCGCGCGCAAAUGAUCAUGGAUGGGCUGUCCAGCAGUGAGGAUGAGAUAUUCAGACGUAGGAAGGAAACCGAAGACCGCCAGGAUAGGAAUGCCAAGAGGAGGAAGAUGGAGCAACAGAAGAGAGAUGUUGAACUGAGCAACAGAGGCUCUCAAAGCACGCGCGCACCGCUCCCAAGCGACAGAAACAUGGACGCUUCUACGGACAGCUCGUCCAUUGGAGGCGUCGAAUACAAAAGCGUCGACAUUAAAUCAAACAACGACCUAAUUGCGAAUAGACACAAAAUGCGCAUGGCAAACAUGAAUGCGGCUGACAUGUUGAAAGCUCAGAUGAGUGGUGGGUUUGAGAUGAAGAGUGAUGGACAGGUGAAACAAGAGAACCAGAGGCUCAAUGAGACAGAAGAGGACAAUAAACGCAAACAUCCUGAAGAAGACGUACCAGAAGACGAGCAGAUUCCAGGUGUGAAAGUAACGAAAGCCGAACCAGAAGACGAAGAGCAGGGUGAAGAGAGCAGCACACAGCCAUCCAAGCCGAAAGUCAACCCCGAUGGCACCGUCGACCAGGAGGAUACAGUUAAGUUGUGGGAGCCAGGCUAUAGAGAGCGCUAUUACCGACAAAAAUUCAAUAUUGAUUUAUCGGAUGUCGAACAGCGCAGGACUAUCGUUCAUAAGUAUCUGGAGGGUCUUUGCUGGGUACUCAAGUACUACUACCAAGGCUGUCCAUCAUGGAAAUGGUAUUACCCGUACCACUACGCCCCGUUUGCAGCUGAUUUUGAAAAUAUUGAAUCACUGCCAAUUAAAUUUGAACUGGGUAAACCAUUCCGCCCGUUUGAGCAGCUGAUGGGAGUUUUCCCUGCAGCGUCCGGAGUGCAUAUACCGCGCCCAUUCCGUGAAUAUAUGACAAGUCAUGACUCACCCAUACUUGAUUUCUAUCCAGAAGAUUUCAACAUCGACAUGAAUGGAAAGAAGAUGGUGUGGCAGGCUGUGCCAUUGCUGCCGUUUAUAGACGAGGAACGACUAACUUCUGCGCUCAAGACACGCUACGACGACUUGAGCGAUGAUGAGAAGAGGCGGAAUGAGCGGGGAUGUGAGACCCUGAUGAUUAGCGAAGAGCAUCCGCUUUACGACCAAAUAUGCAAGCUUUAUACGAAGCGAAAGGGCAAUUCACGUAUUGAGUUGGAUCUAGCCAAGGCUGACAGUUUGGCUGGUUACGCUGAGGCAGAUGCGGACGUUAUACCUGGAUCUACAUUCUACUCGCCGCUGAGCACACUCGAGGACCAGCCGGAUGUAGUUGAUGACCGUUCUAUUGCUGUUCGGUAUGGCUUCCCGGAGCAGACACAUCCACACAAGAGCACUAUCCUCAAGUCAUUCAAAGGUAAACCCAAACAACUUUCCAGCUACGACAUCGAGAAGGCGAAGAACGGCGGCGACAACAACAACAAUUACAGAGGUGGUGGACAUAACCAGUUCAGAGGCAAUAACUCGGCUGUGCCUUCUAGUAGGCCGCCACGCCCGCAGUUCGGGAGCGCUCGUCCACACAGACCGCCUCCAAGCUAUAUUCAAGGCAGACCGAUGGGCGCGCGCCCUCCACCUGGCCAAGGAGUGUUUUCUCCAUCAUUGGCCAACGGCGCUAGGCCACGUCCUCCACCGCCGACGAUGGGUAUGGGUAGACCCCGUCCACCGCCACCUACUGGCGGAUACAGGGGCAGCUAUGGCGGCUACGCCGGCGCACAGAGACCUCCUCACGGUGGAUACCGAGGAUAA
Messenger RNA from Wallemia ichthyophaga EXF-994, 2949 nucleotides. Its product is annotated as 5'-3' exoribonuclease 2. NCBI's taxonomy places the organism in Eukaryota, Fungi, Basidiomycota, Wallemiomycetes, Wallemiales, Wallemiaceae. Gene Ontology annotation, biological process: nuclear-transcribed mRNA catabolic process. Gene Ontology annotation, cellular component: nucleus. The transcript has 4 exons. The record is from RefSeq and is a predicted model, not a curated record. Gene Ontology annotation, molecular function: RNA binding; 5'-3' RNA exonuclease activity. Bases 1 to 2949 code for a protein of 982 amino acids.